UCUCCCCUUACGACGGUCUGAUAGACGAGAACACGCAGCGCGGAAAUCUGCACUUCUAGCCACUACAUACUGCUACCUACUUCACUCACGGUCUUUACUCUACCACAACCUCACCUCAACUCCUCCAUCCUUCCUUGCCGGCUGUCCGCACACGCGCCACGAGCCAGCUUUACCGAAUAAGCAUCUAUCCACCUCCUUACCUACCUACUCGCUUGCCUACCUACCUACCAACCAACCGAUUACUCGCCUAGUGUUUGAAUGAUGCAUCGUCUUCGGAAUAAGAAGAAGACCAAGGGGGAAGAGGACGACGGCGUGCCUCCGGUGCCGCCAGUUUCCAAGAACUUUUUGAAGAAGAACAAGACGGCGGUGCCCGAGCCGCCGCAGGUCGAGCUCGACCAUGUGCUGCCGUCGUCCGACGACUUCCGCACCUCGCUGCUGAUGCCCAAUCUGGCGCAGCGCUUCAGCAUCUUGAAGGCGGAGCAGGAGGCGUUGGCCGCCGCGAAUGCCAGCAAGGAGGCUGGUGGUAAUGGUGGUGGUGGUGGCUUCGAGCUGCCGGAGAUGUCGUCGAGGUUCAUGGGGCUGGGUGAUAUCGCUGAGACUGCGUCCAUUGACGGGUCCAUCAAGUCGGCGCACCACAGGCUGACGUCGAGGUCGGAUGAAAGGAGGCCCUCUGAGGACGGGGAUGGCAGCAUGAUGAACCGUGGCCGUGCGGGCGAGGGGAAUGUGCUGUUUGGUGGCCGACAGAAGAUCUACAAGGUUGCGCCGUCGAAAACGUUGAGGGGCGGUACGAGCUCGAUGGAGGAUUUGGGUGGUGGUGAUGGUGGUGGUGGCGGCGGUGGUAGCGGUUUUGGAAGGUCGCUGGCUCAUCACGAUGUUCCAGAUGUUCCGUUUUCGAGGCGUGAGUGGAGAAAGGGACCUGGGGAUGACGAUUCCGAGAGGAAAUCCAACGACCUCAUGGACCCCGAUAGGAACCGCUACACUACUUCUUCGACCAAUUCUACUCCAAACACAGCCGCGAGGCUGUCCACCGCUGCUACAUCCAUCAAUUCACAGCCCGGCGCUUCGGUCAGCGUGGUGCCUUCGCCAGUGAGUCCUACGUCGAUGGCCACAAACAAGCCUCGACGGCCCUUGUACGAACAGGCUUUGGAUCAGCAUCUGCAGGAUCAGCAGUCUACGGCGAUGGGCCGACUCGAGAGAUUAGCUUCUCUGCGAAGGAUGGGGUCCGGAAGUCCGCCGAGAAGCAGCUCCCCCGGGCCAGGGUCUCCGCAUCGCUCGAUAUCGCCCUCAUCGCCGACUUCGCACUCAAUGAUGCCAUGGGCGACUCAGCGAACCUCACCCGACACUCCGUUGUCACCGCCCGCCGAGGAAGAAAUGAGAUCCGAGAGGGGCACGUCGCCACGACCGCCCGUAUUCGACACGUUCGAUUUCGGCCUCCACUUGCAGAAGCCCAUCAGCCCCCCCAUGAGCUCCAAGGGAAACGAGUUCCCCGCUCAAGCCCCUUUUUCGUCCGGAAGACCUAGUGGCGAGGGACGUGGACAGCAGCGCAGUCCCGAAAGGGUUGCGAGCCCGGUGUCCGAUAGAUCACUGUCGCUUGGGGCUGUUGGGGCGAGGAGAUCACCUUCCCUCGUGAGAAGGUCCCCCUCUCCCCCUCCGCCCAGGAGCUCCGACGAACUGGAAGUUCGGUCGUACUUGGGGUCGUCAAACUCCAACAGCGAACGCAGCUCCCUCGACAACAAUGAUUUGGCACCUCGUCGGAGCGGUGAUUCACACAGCGUCCGGCGCCUCGAUAUCAACGGCGGCGGUAGCAUGAGGCGGCGUUCCCCCUCCGUCCGAGUAUCGACUCACGACGGUCACGAGUCCGAGGUCUCGUCCGUCGGUUCUCGUAUUUCGAGGGCAUCGCGUGUUUCCUCGAUGAGUACCGAUGAGCCGGCCAAGGCAUUCCUCGAAGCGCUGAAGCCGUCCAGGAAUCCAUCGAUUUCUGCGUCGUCACCGAGAUUCAACUCCAACACCCAUUCUGCCGAAGAUGAUUCCCCUACUCUCCCUUCGGGCCAAGGCCAAGGUCUCAGUUUGCUUGUCCGACAGCACUUAAGAUCCGGCUCCGAUGCGUCGUCAAUGUAUGCGGCGUCGACGUACACGAGAAUGUCACGAGUGUCCCGCUACGGCGUGGCCGCUUCUACUACUACUUCCAAGUACGAAGAUGCCGCCGCCGCAGCCGCCGCAGAAGUGUCUUCCGAGGGCAGCGAGCCGAGCAGUCCAUCAUCAGCAUCCCACGUGUACGGCCGCAAGAAGUCCCCCGCGACUCCGCCCGAGAUCCCGUCGAAGGCUCCCGGUCGCUCGGGGUCGAGCCUGGGAAAUCGAACCGAAGACGAGGACAUGCGGAAUGGCUCCUGGGAGAGAGGAAGGAUGACAACUGAUAGUCGGCCCGGGUCCGAGUGGGGUGAUAGUAGACCUGGUACCAGAGCACCCAGCAGGGCUGGUACAGAGAGAUCCUUGAGUAGAGCCGGUGGUGACCCCGAUGACCAGGACUGGGAACAGCAAUUGGCCUUCCGGCGACAGAUCGUGCAGCAGAACUUAAGGAACCAGGAAAAGAUCAACAGCCAGCACGAGAUGCCGUACGACCACCCGAAGGAAUUGAUGAGCCGGGGAAAUACCACCGCCAGCUCUUUCGGAGGAAUCAAGGUCAAAGGAUCCAACAUCAUCAGAACGGACAAUGGUAGGUCUCCCGUGGUUCCAAGGGCGGAAAGCAGAGAGCGUGGAAGGCACGACGGCCGCACGAUGGACGCCAGAUCCAUAAGAGGACCGAUGUCUCCGCCGGGUCACCCCGCACAUGGUCGUUCCGGGCAUCCCGCUCAUUCAGGUCAUCCAGGUCCAGGUCCCCACGGUUUCCCAGGCUCCCACGGUCCUCCAGGUCACCCCAGUGCCUCUCCCCGGCCGCAACAGCGGCAGCGACCUCCUCUCGCCACGAACCACACUUUUGGCCCCGGCGGCAACGGCAGCCGCUCCGCCGAUCCCCUAUCGCCCGCUUCCAGUCGCUCCAGGCACACAUCGCCGAGAAACUCGCCGCCGCGGGUACGCCAGCAGCUCUCGCACGAACAGAUGAACGGCAAUAGGGGUCAGCCCAUGGGCUGGCAAGACAGCUUCGAUCAGCCUCCGAUGCAAACGCGAAGCACGCCUUCCACACCGGUUCCUCGACAAGGCCCUAUGCCUCCCUUGCCCCCGUUGGUGGGAGGAAAGAUCUUCCGACCCGCUGCCGAUGGAUUCCGGGACGAUCUUUCGAGGGCCAUGAUGACCGGCCAGUCAAACAUCACCGAGGUUCCCCGGCAACGCAUGAGGAACGGAUCCAGCCCGGAGGAGCCCAUGGAAAACGUGAGAUCCACCUUUGAGGACGAGGACCAUCGACCAUCACCUUUGAGGAGGCCCCGCGGUAACAGUCUUAUCCAGGGAGUACAGGGACUUCGAUCGAGGAACAUCGACCGGGAAAGCACGCAACUGCCACCGCUGAACACGGCCGGUCUGCUGCCGCCCAAUGCCAUCGGAACGCCAAACUCGCUGGGAUCCAGGUCGCCAGCAACACCCGGACCGUCACCGACACCGUCUCCAGCGGUUGCCAAAUCCCCAGCCGCCAUCAUGCAGCAGAUCGCGAACGCAAACUCGUCGCUCGCACCCGCGCGCAAGCGCGUAGUCAACAAGUUUGAAAUCGGCGAGCCAACACUGCUGUCAAAGACGUCGCACAUCCCCACCAUCAACCUGCCCAACCGCCCCGCAGACGGACUCUCUAUCCCCCACCUCCUCGCGUCCUCGGCGCAGUCGAUCAAGAGCUCCGCGCAGUCGACGAAGAGCCGCAAGCGCAACAAUACCAUCUUUGGCGUCUUUGGACGGAAUAAUACUACGGAGGAUAUUCCUAGCCUGCCGCAGGUCGUUAUGCCAACUACUGCUACUCCUACUGGCGGCGAUGGUUUCCCCGAUAGGUCGAAUAGGGCGUCGUAUAAUACCCUGAGGAAAUCGACGAGUGAUGGUGGUGCGCUCGCCAGUCGUGCGAGAAUGGAUGAGGUCAAUGCGAUGAGACAUCAUAUGCCCAAGAUUCAGAAGCCGAUGGCUGGUGGGAUGAUUUGAGGGUGGUUUAGCGG
This is a messenger RNA of Tricharina praecox, 4127 nucleotides long. RefSeq lists its product as uncharacterized. Lineage: Eukaryota; Fungi; Ascomycota; Pezizomycetes; Pezizales; Pyronemataceae. The coding region runs from base 259 to 4113 and encodes 1284 amino acids. The transcript has 2 exons. The record is from RefSeq and is a predicted model, not a curated record.